This is a messenger RNA of Cyprinodon variegatus (sheepshead minnow), 2950 nucleotides long. Its product is annotated as autism susceptibility gene 2 protein-like. The transcript has 5 exons. Bases 1 to 1836 code for a protein of 611 amino acids. NCBI's taxonomy places the organism in Eukaryota, Metazoa, Chordata, Actinopteri, Cyprinodontiformes, Cyprinodontidae. The record is from RefSeq and is a predicted model, not a curated record.
AUGUUAAAGAAGAUUUCAAAACGGCUAUAUUUAUGCUUCAGAUUAUUGAAGUUGAGAUUUUCUAAAAGUUUAAUAGAAAAUACAAUUAAUAUUAAUCUGUAUAUCCAUCUGUUUGCUUUGAUAGGCUCUGCACACCCAGCACCCUCUCCCUAUGGCCCCGCCCCCCAUCCCAGUGGCUUCCUGCCUCCAGGCCAUUUGGCAGAUCCUUUCAGUCGCUCCAGUUCCUUUGGCGGCCUCGGCAACCUUUCAACCAGUGCCUUCGGAGGAUUAGGCAACCCCUCGCUUGGGUCCAAUAGUGUGUUUGGUUCCAAAGAAGGGCCAGGAGGACUGCCCACUUUUGGCAGCCCCCACCAUGACACCUGGAACAGGCUUCGUCGCACACCGCCAUCUUUCCCCACCCCUCCACAGUGGCCCAAAGCUGGAGAGGCUGAGCGAAGUAGCUCGGCUAACAGCCAUGACCGAGAGCGGGACAGAGAGCGAGAGAGGGACCGAGAGAAAAGAGACUCAUCCAUCGGCAAAGAAGAGAAGGAUAAGGACAGGGAUUCUGUGGAUCGAAACCGCCACUCAAAUCGGUCUUCACCUGCCUCAGCGCCAGUCAGCUACCAGAUCAGCAGCCUGAUCCGCUCCAACAGCCAGAACUCCAGCGAUUCAGGUCGGCAUCACAGCGGCAGCGUAGACCGGGUCCGUGAGGCAGAGAAAGAACUACUAGAACGACAGAGGGAGUCUUCUCUGGGGGAUGUAAAGGUAAAGGAGAGCCGCUCACCAGGGAAGGAGAUGCUGGAGAGACGGGCCUCCGAGGACUCGAUCAAAGCCCCUCAGCGCUCUCCUUCUCCUUACUCCAAGGCCAUGAUCAAUGAACAAAGCAUGAAGAUGGCCGGUGGACUUCCGUCUGCAAUCAAGGACAGUGAGAGGAAGGAGCCCACGUCUGCCGAGCUCCUCCACAAAGUGAAAAAUGACAUGAAGAUUAAGGAGGAGAGGAAGGAAGAGCAGGAGGUCAUGGUGGUAAGUUCAGAGCCAGCGCCCCAACCGGCAGCCCAGGUCCUCCCGUCACCUGUCAGCCAACCAGGAAACCCUCACCACCACCACCCACCUCUGUCGCAGCAGCCUCAUCUUCCUUCCCCCCGCGGAAGUGAUAUCCCAGCACCAGGCCUGCACGGCGUCCCUAUGUCGCACUCUCUUCCUCUCUCCAUGAGCGCCAUGCCUCAAAUGGGCAGCCUCAACGUACUGGACAGAGCUCGCAUGGCUCCCUUCAUGGGAGUGAGUCCACUGGCAGGACGAGAGCGCCUGCCACACACGGCGUUCCCCUGGGACCCGCUCAGAGAGGCCUACCGCAGCCUGGACCUGCAGCGGCGCAUGGACUUCCAGCUCAGGGCCGAGCAGGGACACCGCUUCCCCAGCGUUUACGAGCAGGAGCGCGCCUACCGCGAGAGGGAGGCUCACGACUACUCUCACCAUGAGCAUCUGUUGGAGGUUCGCAGGGAGCACGAGAGGAUGCGACAACAGGCAGAGGAGCGAGAACGCCUCCACUUGAGGGAGGAGCUGGACAGAGCACGCCUCCAUCAGCUGCACCAGUCCCCAAUGGAGGGGCACCUCCCCCACAUGCCCCCCUUUAUGUCCCACUUAGGUGGCAUGCCAUACCCCAGACUCAGCCCGUCUACAGGACACAACGGACCCCUAAACAGAACACCGCCUACCGCCUCACUAAGUGCACCCCCGCCUCUUGUGCCGGCUGGCAGCGCCAGGUCCGCCUCGCCCAGGAGGACUACCCCCCUCACCACCCAGGACCCGAGGGACUAUUCCCCAUCUCGCAACCCCAAAGAAGUCGAGGCUCGGUAGCUUCCGGAAACUCACAAACUUCACUUCUCUUGAGUGGGAAAUAACAAGAAGCGCCAACCCCCCCUAAGGGAAAGGGUAUGAUUGUACAAAGUAAAGGUGCAUAAGGCUAACCAAGCACAUGCCAUGGCUAUUUUUUAGUAGACUGGAUGUUCAAUAACGUCGGUAAAGAAAACACAGAUACGUGUGAGUUUGUUUUCCGACUUAAAUAUUUGAUAAUUAUUAAUAUAUUAAUCCAAUACCUUAUUUCUGCUUUGUGCUGAAAGGAAAGGUCCUAGAGAAGUUUGUACAUUUCCUACCCUUGUUCCAUGUAUAGAUAUGAUUUCUAUGAAUUUUAUGUAUUUUGUGCAUUCGUCCUGCCUUUUACAAUAUUUAUCCCAGUCUAUUGUGAGACAUAUCCUUUCUGAUGAUGUAAAGACUUGACUUAUGAUUCAACCAUCAGUAAUUUGACCUCAUAGUACCUGGAUAUCCUCAAUGAUGUACAUUGCUACAUUAUCGACUUAAUUUGUUCAUUUGGUUUGCCUUUGAGAUAUGCAGAUAAAUACAUUCACACGCACAUAUGUGUGUGUGAUUCUAUAUAUACUGUUUGUUCAGUCUCUGUAAAAAAAAAAAAAAUAACUGAUGUAAAUAACCUGUUGAUAUUCUUUGCUGCAAGAUUGCAUUGUAAAUUUAUUAGUCUUUUUAACCAUUUUUAGAAAAAUGAAAUGAAAUCAAAUAACGCGGAGUCACCUGCCUGUCCAAAAUGGUGUCAAACAACCGACGAAAUGGAUUGGAAUUUUGCGGGGAGGGUGUUGUACGGAAGCCUGGAUGGAUCGUCUGCAAUCUAUGCAAAGCAGCACACAGCACCCUAACAGAAGAAAUCUACUGGAACAAGCUGACAAUACUGGAGAAGAUGAGAGAAACUUUUGAUUUAGCACAUUGUUCAUAUGUACCAAUGAAAUCAUCGGGAUGAUUAAAAAGACUUCCAAGUCUGAAAACGGACCAGGUCCGUGCAGAAAAUAAGGACGCUGUUUCGGUGGUCAUCUACGGGACUUUAUCUGUCAACCUUGUGGUGUUGUGCAGUUGUUUUUCUUAGACUCUUGUAUACAAAAAAACAGUAGAGUUUUAGGCGUGGAAA